GCUUUGCCAAGAAGACUUUCAUCUCCUACUCGGUCACCUUUGGGGACAGCUUCCGACAAGGCAAGGUGGUGGCCAUAGACCCCGAGAGGCAGCAAGUGGUGCUCAGUGAUGGUGAGGAGCUUCACUACUCCCAUCUCAUUCUUGCAACAGGCAGUGAUGGGCCAUUCCCUGGGAAGUUCAACCAAGUCAUUGACAUGGAAAGUGCCAUCCAGACCUAUGAGGACAUGGUGAAAGAGGUUGAGAAAUCUCAGCGCAUCCUGGUGGUGGGAGGUGGUGCUGCUGGAGUGGAGAUGGCUGCCGAGAUCAAAACGGAGUACCCGGACAAAGAGGUCACCCUCAUUCACUCAAAAAUGGCACUGGCUGACGUGGAGCUGCUGCCCAGUGUCCGUCAGGUGGUGAAAGAGAUUCUCCUCAGGAAAGGAGUCCGGCUGCUGUUAGGUGAAAAGGUCAGCGACAUAGAAAACCUCAGGCCAAACCAGUUCCAGAAGGACAUGGUAGUGAGGACAGAGAGGGGCACUGAGGUGGUUGUUGACAUGGUGGUGCUGUGCACAGGGAUAAAGAUUAACUCUUCUGCCUAUGCUGCUGCAUUUGGUGACAAAAUGGCAAGUAAUGGUGCUUUGAAAGUUAACAAGCACCUCCAGGUGGAAGGCUACGAGAACAUCUAUGCCAUUGGGGACUGUGCAGAUCUCAAGGAGCCCAAGAUGGCCUACCAUGCUGGGCUCCAUGCCAACAUUGCGGUGACAAACAUCAUCAACAGCCUGACACAGAAGCCUCUCAAAACCUAUGAGCCAGGGUCCCUGACAUUCCUGCUGUCCAUGGGCAGGGAUGAUGGUGUGGGCCAGGUGAAUGGUUACUACGUGGGACGGCUCCUGGUGACCAUUGCCAAGAGCAGGGAUCUGUUUGUGUCCAAGAGCUGGAAGAACAUGGGGCAGACGAUGCCCUCCUGAGAGGAACAAUCCAGCAAGGAGAACAGCAGCUGGAACAGGCUGAGGGUGCACUUCUGUUGCUUGGCUGAUAUUGUCCUCUGCAGCACCUCCUCAGGCCUCCUGUCACUGUGACACAUAAAAGGGGUGCCUGCCUUGCUGUGAAGGGGAAGGAGGCACUUCCCAAAUGAGCUGCACAGAAGUUCCCAUGAUAAAAACCAGGGAAGAAAUGUUUCUUUUACUCCCCCUGCUGAGAGAGCUCUGGGCAAUAAGCUUGGCUUACCUUGAUUUGUAACAAUAAACACUGUGCUUUUCAGAA
Messenger RNA from Zonotrichia albicollis (white-throated sparrow), 1242 nucleotides. The record is from RefSeq and is a predicted model, not a curated record. NCBI's taxonomy places the organism in Eukaryota, Metazoa, Chordata, Aves, Passeriformes, Passerellidae.